AAAAUGUUCCUAUUUAGUCCGAAGCAGCAACACGCCUUCCUGGUUUCUCUUUUCUCUAACUGGUUUCUCUUUUUGUCAAAUGUUUAUAGAAAAAGUUGUUUUUACUUUGUUAGAAUAGUUUUUAGAAAACAACCUUGUUUUAGAUUUAUUUUCGACCCAGUGCUCAGUCUGCUCUUGUGAAAGUCACAAUUUUAUUAUUUUAUCUCUGGACUCAAAUAAACAGGCUGGAGUUGAAAUCCUACCCAGGACUUUGCUCAAAAGUGGAACCGCAAUUUUAAAACAAUUUACGGGAAAAAUGAAUUGAAUAAAGUGAAUUGAAUAAUUGAUCUGUUUUCAGAUGAUCUUAAGAGUUUGCACCUGGCGUUACGUCGUUCCUCUUUUACAACCUGAGCUGACUCUGCGUUUGUCUUUAACGGUGAUAAACUUUAUAGUUAUGACACAAAUAAAAUCUAAAAAUCUGCAUAAGAAAAUUAUAAACCACUCAGGAAGUAUUACUGACUUCAUUUAUAUAUUUUUUAACUGGUAGAAAAAAGCUAUUUAGUCAAUAAAAAACCAAGAACAGCAGAUUUAGAUACAUAAUCUGUAUUUUCAGAUAUUAUCUGUUGUCAUUUAAACACUCUCUGUCCUAAAAGGUUUUAUUUGCCACCAAGUUCAGCCAAACUCAACCUGCCGUUUAAUUUCUAUGCCAGUGACAUUCAAGUUUAGUCGUCCAUUAAUCAACUAACCUACGAGGUUCCCUUUUUUCUAAAUGUAACCCGAGUGUAAUUUUAAACCUUCAAUUCCUCUGAUGUUCUACUCUUUUGCCUUUUAGCCUCAAAUCUCGCGAUGUUUUAAUAGUAUUAUGAGUGAUUAUCGCGAGAUUAUCAUUUAGCCAAUCGCGGUUGAGUACUGGGGUCACAUGUACCUUUCCAGUUUACCGGCUAGGUAUAUUAGCUCAAGCGAAAGGCCGUGAAGGGUAGAACGCGUUGGAAGGAGCAGAGCUGGCAGGAGCCCAUUAUUGUGAGCCGGAAAGGGAGAUGAAAAAGAUCCGGUAGUAUGAUACAAAACUGCGGAACAGGCCAGGUGGAUGGUGAGCUAUGAGACCAGGCCUAGAGCCAAAGAAAGAUUUCACCGGUUGGUGACAGAAGACUGCUUACUUCUCCUACCCAGCUGGUAGGAGAAUCCUACAAAGAUUGGGUCCAAAGAUUGAUUGGACUUUCAAUUACCCAGGACGUGAACCACGCCCUGGAUACUCGCCUUGUUUGCUAGCCGGAUUAAUCCCCAUUCGGGGUGGAUGGACUAAGGGGUUGUAAAAUGAACUUUGGGAACGAUUGAUUAAUUUGUUUUUUCCCUUUGUUGUGUUUCUUCUUUUCUCCUCUAUUUUUCUUUUUUAUUUCAUUGUUUUGUUUUUUUCCUUGAUGGCCAUUUGCAUAUCCCAAUGUUGUGGUUGUAAAUAUGUAAAUAUGAUAUUCACAUUGCAAAUACAAAACACUCGGAGCUGCAAACUCUAGCCUAACUGCUCUUUCUUGAGUCGUACCUAUUCUUCUGAAAGAAAAAAAGAAAGGAAACUGGCCUAUUAUCUUGGUUAAAAGCCAUUUAUAUUGAAUAACAAUUUAGAUUGUCUUUUCAAAUAUGCUACAUACAUUAGUGGUGAGCUAGCCAGGAGCAGUUGUACAGAAGCUGGAGUGUUGCAGUUGCUAGUUGUUGCUAAAAUGGAUGUUUUGGUGAAAUGUGGUUUUAAAAUGCCUAACGCAGUGUUGAUUAGACAUGCAACGAACUCAGAGACUGAUAAUGAAGUGGCUGAUUUUCUGACUGGAUACGGGUCAAUGGAAAAGUUUGAAUUUAUAACUGAUUCUGACUCAGAUUUCUAUAACUGCAUAAUUUUUGAGUUUUCAUCAGGGAGUGCUUUGGAGAGGCUGUGUAAAAUCUUGCCUUACACGUAUGUUUGCCAAACUAAAAAAAUUACUUAUGAAAUUGAAGAGCUGUCAGUAGUUUGCUCCGAGUUAGAAACUAAAAUAAUAACUGAAACAUACCUGAGUGAAAUGAAAAAUGUGGCUAAGCUUACAGGUCAGGAUUACACAGAUGUCUUCAGGCGUGUAAUGUCUCUACUGGGCCAAUCCAUCACUGAACUUUGUCCAGUCCCAUCUUCUUUGAAGACUUCCCCAGAAGAAGAGGAUUUGGCCAUGGUUGCUUCCCUUACAUCAAAGAUGGCAACCAAGGGUGGUUUUCAUCUUAAGCCAGAAGAUGUCGCUGCAGAGGAUGGGGAGUCGCCACAUGUUCAACCUGAUCCUACUGCACACUAUACGUCACGUCCUUCUGGACCUUUGCCAGCCAUGUCUUUGUCAGAUAUCAACCCACCUGGAGUCCAGAGCCAAGAUCCUCAGAGGAUUUGAGCGCAGACAGGAUGUGAUGCAACAGAUCCUGGAGGAGAACCGAGACACUCAGAGGAAGGUUGCAGACGUCCUGCAGCAAGCCGUGCAGCUCAGGGAGGACCAGCAGCAGCAGCAGCAGCAGCAGCAGCAGCAGCAGCAGCACCAAGAUGCUCCCGCCCCGCAGAAAAAGUCCAAGAAACUGUUCCCCAACUCGGCCCUGUUCAAGGACUGGGGGGAGCAUCUGUCCGCGGACGAGCAAAAAGAAGCCCAGUCUCUGUUUGAGAUGUACGGAUACAACGUUUUCCUGAGCGAUCGCCUUCCUCUGGACCGACCGCUGCCCGAUACCAGAGAAAAAGGGUGUUUGAAGAGGACCUAUGAGAAGGACCUGCCGACGGUGGGAGUGGUGCUGAUCUACCUGAACGAGGCCUUGUCCAUCCUGAAGAGGGCGCUGCGCAGCAUCAUCGACCGCACGCCCAAACACCUGCUGAAGGAAAUCAUCCUGGUGGACGACAACAGCUCCAACGAAAACCUGAAAGGUGACCUUGAUGCGUACGUUAAGUCUCUGGAGGAGGAGAACCCGGGCCUGCGGUUUGCCAGGGUGAGGCACACGGAGCAGAAAGGCCUGGCGUUCGCCAGAGCGUCUGGCUGGAGGGCGGCCACCGCCGAUGUGGUGGCCAUCUUGGACGCUCACAUCGAAGUCCAUGAGCUGUGGGUCGAACCGCUGCUGACGCAGAUCAAAGCCGACCGGACCACGGUGGUUUCGCCCGUCUUCGACAGGGUGAACUUUGACGAUCUGAAGGUCAUCCAGUACCUCCCUGCGGCGCACGCGUUCGACUGGGCGCUGUGGUGCAUGUAUGAGGGCUUCGCCCCCGACUACUACAAGCACAACGACAGCUCCCGGCCCGGAAAGAGUCCGUCGGUCAUGGGGAUCCUGGUGGCCGACAGGAAGUUUCUGGGAGAAAUCGGACUCCUCGACGAAGGAAUGAAAGUUUAUGGUGGAGAAAACGUCGAGCUUGGGAUUCGUGUGUGGACAUGUGGCGGCAGCAUCGAGGUCGUUCCCUGCUCAAAGAUCGCCCACAUCGAGCGUUUUCACAAGCCCUACAUGCUGGACCUGUCGCCCGCCAUGAAGAGGAACGCCCUGAGGGUCGCCGAGAUCUGGAUGGACGAAUACAAACACAACAUCAACCUGGCCUGGAAUCUUCCCUUCGAGAAUCACGGUAUCGACAUCGGAGACGUUUCUGAGAGGAAGAAACUGAGAGAACGACUGAACUGCAAACCGUUCAAAUGGUACCUGGACAACGUUUACCCCAAACUGGACCCCUGGGACAACCUGCUGGCUUACGGCGCGCUGAAGAACCUGGACUCUGAGUUGUGCAUCGACCAAGGUCCGGUCCCCGGCGACACGCCCAUUUCCUUCGACUGCCAUUACUACGGACCGCAGAUGGCCUAUUACCGUGAAACUGGUGAGAUGUACAUCGGCGGCAUCAAGUCCCACAAGUACAACGACAACCGCUGUCUGACCGACAGAGGGGAGAAGAAAACCGAGCCGGGUCUGUUCAACUGCAAAGAGGCCAUGCAGAAAGGAAUGGGGAUAUACUGGGACUUCACCCAGGGAAAACAGCUGAAGAACCGUCAGACGAAGCGCUGCCUGGAAAUGGUGAACAGGGUUCUGGUGAUCCAGGACUGCAGCGGCCAGCGGUGGAAGAUCCAAAACGUCAUUAAAGACUUUUAAACCCACCUGAGCUGCAGCGAACGGGUCACUAAAGCUCUAUGCAUGAAGAAAAUAAAAAUACGUUUUAUGAAUUUAUUUUACUGAAAUUAAAUGAAAUCAUUUUGUAAAUAGAUGAAGGGAGAUUAAAUAUUUAUUUUGUUUUCAUAUCAAUAAUGUGAGCAUAUAAAACCCAACAAAUGUCCAUUUGCAGCCUCUGAAGCUUUUCUUCGUUUAGCUGCUGGUUUUUUAACAGACUGAAGGUUUCGGCUGGUUUUCUCUGCAGCUCUGCGAGGGUCUGAGGGUCUUUUGUUACAAAAUGCUGUUAAAAAAAACACUGAUUAGAGAAGUUAAAGGUGAAAAAGUUCUUGUUUUGUUCCCUGAGAUGAUGAUGAAUAAGAAAUCUGGCAUGUUUGGUUCAAAUAACCUUCGUUACUAUGAGAAACUUCAUUUGGAUUUAUGUUUAUUAAAGCUGCCCGUGACCAGGAUUAUUUAAAUGUCUUCAUGUGUUUUGGGGUUUUGUCAUAUAAAAAAUAAAUUUAAAAGUGUAAAGUUGAUUCAUGGUUCUAUUAGUUUUGGGUUUUUCUUGUGUUGCUGCAGCUGCGGUUCAAAAAUAUAUUUUCAUUCCGUGUGAAAAUAAAACUUUAAAAGUGA
Molecule: messenger RNA, 4713 nt
Organism: Poeciliopsis prolifica (blackstripe livebearer)
Lineage: Eukaryota; Metazoa; Chordata; Actinopteri; Cyprinodontiformes; Poeciliidae
Product: probable polypeptide N-acetylgalactosaminyltransferase 8
Exons: 11
Coding region: 2224-4083 (619 amino acids)
Cellular component (GO): Golgi apparatus
Source: RefSeq, a predicted model, not a curated record